Molecule: messenger RNA, 1446 nt
Organism: Juglans microcarpa x Juglans regia
Lineage: Eukaryota; Viridiplantae; Streptophyta; Magnoliopsida; Fagales; Juglandaceae
Product: protein FAR-RED IMPAIRED RESPONSE 1-like
Exons: 3
Coding region: 1-1446 (481 amino acids)
Source: RefSeq, a predicted model, not a curated record
AUGGAAAAAGGGAAAGAACACUCAUCUCUGCUAAUACCAUGUAGCUUAAAUCUCCCAAUCACGAAUGCUGGUUACCCGACUCCUCUCAUGACUACAAGCUCCGUUACGAGCAGAAGGGUUGAGAACAUAGAGGAACCACCUGAUUGUAGGCACAAUGAUAUUCCAUGUACCUCUUCUAGAGUAGAAGAAAGUAAAGAAGAUACACCAGACUCACAGGAAACUGAGGAUGGCAUUGCCGGGAAAUCUCAGUUAGAUGAUGUAGUUGAUGGUGAUACGAUUGAGGAGCCAAAGUCGGGGAUGGAGUUUAAUUCUUUUGAAGAAUUAAUGAAUUAUUAUAAGCAGUAUGCUAAGAAAUGUGAGUUUGAGGUGAUGACAAGAAGGACUAAGAAGAGGGAUGAUGAGACUGUUCGAUAUGUCACCCUUGGUUGUGCCCGUGGUGGGAAGGCCCGGAAUAGGAUGUUGAAUGUCGCCAGACCACGUCCGACAGGAAAAAUAGAAUGUAAGACAAAGAUUAAUGCCUUAAAAGUUGAUGGAAAGUUCCGACUGACAAUAAUUCAUAAUAUCCAUAACCACAAUCUCAGUCCAAAGAAAUCUCACUUCUUUCGAUGUAAUAGAGAAGUGAGUGACUCCGUAAAAAGAGUCUUAGAUAUCAACGAUGAAGCUGGCAUCCGAAUGAAUAAGAGUUUCGGAUCUCUCUUCGUUGGCGCUGGUGGAUUUGAGAACCUUCCAUUUUUGGAAAAAUAUUGUCGGAAUUAUAUCAACAAGGCAAAACAUCUACGACUUGGGAAAGGUGGUGCUGGAGCACUUCAAGAGUAUUUUUGUAGGAUGCAGUGCAAAAAUUUAUGUUUCUUUGUACUGAUGGAUUUGGAUGAUGAAGGGAGAUAUGAGAUGCCAUUUGCACCAUUUGUUGGUGUAAACCACCAUAGGCAAUCAAUUCUGUUGGGAGCAGUAUUGAUUUCCAGUGAGGAUAUGGAGACGUUUGUGUGGUUAUUCCAAACCUGGUUGAAGUGUAUGGGUGGUAUAGCUCCGAAAGCUAUUAUCACCGAUCAGGACAGAUGGAUGAAAAAUGCAAUUGCUGUUGUCUUCCCAAAAAGUCAACAUCGACUUUUUUUGUGGCAUAAACUGAAAAAAGUCCCUGAAAAGCUUUCCUCCUAUGCUUCCUACAAAAGUGGGAUGAAAAAUGCGUUGAUGAAAUGUGUUUAUGACACCCAAAGUGUUGAAGAGUUUGAGAAAUCUUGGGAUCAGUUAAUCACCACUUACAACUUGCAUGAGAAUGCCUGGUUGAAAAGUUUAUACACUGAGCGUGAGCAUUGGGUGCCGGUCUUCUUGAAAGAGUGUUUUUGGGCUGGAAUGAGUACAACACAAUGCAGCGAAAGUAUGAAUGCUUUUUUCGACGGUUAUGUUCAUGCUAAGCCAAACUUAAAAAGAGUUUGUCGACCAGUUUGA